Messenger RNA from Ziziphus jujuba (common jujube), 1623 nucleotides. Its product is annotated as probable aspartic proteinase GIP2. Lineage: Eukaryota; Viridiplantae; Streptophyta; Magnoliopsida; Rosales; Rhamnaceae. Bases 137 to 1378 code for a protein of 413 amino acids. Gene Ontology annotation, molecular function: aspartic-type endopeptidase activity. The transcript has a single exon. The record is from RefSeq and is a predicted model, not a curated record. Gene Ontology annotation, biological process: proteolysis.
AGCACAUCGUUCAUUAUCAUACUAAAAGACCUUCUUGUUUUCUUCAUCACUGGGUCCAAACCCUCUCUCUCUCUCUCUCUCUCUCUCUCUCUCUCUCUCUCUCUCUUACUCUGUCUCUGUGUCUGGUUUUUCUUCCAUGGCUGGUCUUCUUCUUCAAUUCCUUCUUCUUGUUCCUGUUUUCUUAUGUGUUCAAGCUCAAAGCUCUUAUAACCUUGCAGAUUCUUUACUUCUUCCUGUAACCAAACAUGGUGCUUCUCUCCAGUACUUAACCAAAAUCCACCAUGGAAAUGGACUCGUACCCACUGAGCUUGUGCUUGAUCUCGGCGGUCCUUUCCUCUGGAUGGAUUCUGUAUCUUCAUCUGGCAGUCUGAUAUCUUCUGGCUCCAUCCAAUGCUUAGCGGCGAAGUCAAUGUUUGGUGAUGAUGACCAUGGAAGAAGCAAAAGUUUCUUGGAAAUCUGUAAAAUUUUCCCAGAAAACAGGAUUACUCAGAUGGGAAAUCAAGGAGAGCUCGUGGAUGACACUUUUUUCAUUCAGUCAAAGUCUUCCGGGUCAGUGAUCUCUGUUUCACAAAGCUUUCUGUUUGGUUCUGCACCCAUUUCCCUCUUAAAUGGCCUAGCGACUGGUGCUCAAGGUAUGCUGGGCCUCGGAAGGCAUCGAAUUUCUCUGCCUUCACAGAUCUCUGCAGCUUUUGAUUCCAAAUGGCAGUUCUCACUUUGCUUGUCUUCCUCUAAUGGUAUUCUUGUAUUCGAGAACCGACUCUCAAAAUCAUAUUUUGGGCCUGAACUUUCACAGUCUCUAAUCUACACACCACUCCUCAAAACCCAAUUGGCAGAUACAUCCAACCAUGAAUAUUUCAUCAAUUUGCAGUCCAUCAGAAUCAAUGGCAAAACUCUGUCACUUGAAAAGGGUCUAGGAGGGAGUAAGCUAAGCACAAUUGUUCCUUAUACUACCAUGGAGAGCUCAAUUUUUGCCGUAUUUUCUAAAGCCUAUGAGAAAGCUGCUAUGGCUAUGAACAUGAAAAAGGUCAAAUCCGUGGCUCCUUUUGGAUUAUGUUUUAGCUCAGAAGGGAUUCAAGAAACUCUGCUUGGUCCAGAAGUGCCUGCUAUUGAUCUGGUAUUGCAGAGCAAGAUGGUGAAAUGGAGAAUAUAUGGUAGGAAUUCAAUGGUGAUGGUUAGCAAUGAAAUAAUGUGUUUGGGAUUCUUAGAUGGAGGUUCAGACUUGAAAAGCUCAAUCACACUUGGGGGUUAUCAAUUGGAGGAUAUACUUCUACACCUUGAUGUGGGUGCUUCUAUGCUUGGGUUUAGUCCUUCCCUGUUACUGAAGCAAAGAAGCUGUUCUGACUUUGAAUUGGUAACUAUGUCUAAAGAAUCAUUGUAGCAAAAGAAUUUUUUUUUCCCCUCUUCUUAUUCCGAGGCCUUGUUUUCUAGGUUUCUUUUUUUUUUUUUUUUUUUUUUUUUUUUUUUUUUUCCAAAAGGCCAAUGAGCAUGUAGCUCAGUUUUUGAGAACUAGAUUUAGAUAGUAGUUUUAAGAUCUAUAUGCUGAAGUAAUAUAUGAAAAGGAAAUUUAUGUAUGAUGUUUGCAAAGGAAUGUAUUGAAUGAAAAGCAAGUUGUUCUUAGUCCAA